GCGAGGGGAGAAUUGUGUUUUCGUGUUGAUGUCGAUUUGGUGCMAUUUUAAGCAAUUUUUGAGUGGAUUUUAGCAUGAGUGAAGUCCCAACCACUAGUAACAACAGUUCUUCAACCAUGUGUGAUCUUAAUGACCCAGAAGGAAGUCUCUACACGGAUUUUGCUUCGAGUUCAUCACCGCUUCAGUUCGUUCAGCCGAGUCGUGUUGGACUUUUAGGUGGCGAUGAUAGUGAAACAACAGCCAGUAUUGAUAAGUCAAAUAGCAAGAAACCGAAUAGAAAAGACUGGAUUGAUACCGAGAAUCCACUUCACUGUAAACCAUGUGAUUUUACGGCAAAUGACGUUCAGGAAUUCCAGGAACACUCAAUAAGCUUUAAACACAUAAAGAAGGCAGCAGAGGUGCUAGAGAUGAAAGUCAAUAACAAGAAAGAUGAAGAGAAGAAGCCUGUUUCAUUUGUUUGUGAAGUUUGUGAGUGCACAUGCAACAGUGAGUCAGCAUGGAAUUCUCAUCUUCUUGGAAACAAACACAGAAAGAACCUAGAGAAACAAGGGGCUGCAAGACAGAUGCAAAAACAAAAGAUGAAGCAUGGUGGAUCUAUUAGUAUGAAUAUAUCUAGYCCUGGWCCUUUGUUUAAUUCCCAGUUUUCUCAUAAAAACAAACCUUACCAAAAACCUCCCUGGCAGGGGUCUCCUGGGGCACAUUGUGCCAAUGACUUCUUACAGUACAAAGAACCUCUGAUUGGAUUGGAAUACGUGACUGAGAUUCAAGUGUCUGGGCAGAACCCCAGGUACCAUUGUCAACUAUGUGAUGCAAAGUUUGACCAUAAUGUCAAGUUUCCUCACUUGGUUGGUGCAAAGCAUCGAUUUAAUGUUCUGAAAGAGAAAAACCCAGCGAUUGCACAAGAAAUCAGAGUUGGUGUCAAGAAGCGCUCAGAACUUACCGGAAAGYUGCUUGAAGAAGCAAUGAAAAUUGAACAAGAAGAAGGCCGUCAACAAGUUAAGACUUGUGUAGAGGCCAGUCCAUUUGAAUCCAGUACAGCACCAAAACCCCUGAUGAAGGAAGAGGACAAGAUCACGUGACAAGAAUCAAUCCAAUGGGCAAACUUCACGAAAAAGUCAGCGGAAUGAAAAGAAAUCCAAACAUCAACUUGYUAGCAGCAAGCGACUUCAACACGCAAUCCUCUUCGCAAUUUGGCAAUAAUAGUUAUGGACGUGGAAGAGCACGRGGGCGUGGUCAUCAGCAGUUUCAAGGAAGAGGUCGUGGAGGAUAYGUACCCAGGGGUAGAGGAAGAGGAAGGGGCUACUCAAAUAAUUAUAGUCAAGGCAACAAUUAUCAAAAUAACCAGCAAUCAUUUCAAGGCGACUACAAUCAACAAAAUAAGCAGUCAUUUACUGGAGGGUACAAUAAUCCCAAUAAUCAAUCGUUUACUGGAGGCUUUAGCCAUCAAAAUACCCAGCAAUCGUAYUCUGGAUCCUUCAAUCAUCAGAAUACCCAGCAAGAUUCUUACCAGCAAUACCAAUCUCCAAGUCAGCCAAGUCAAGGGUACCAAUCUCCUAGUCAGCCAAGUCAAGGGUCAUUACUACCUAAAGAGGCAUUUCGUCCCAGAUCUCCUUCCAGAACSARCUUUGGAUCCAGUAGUGCACCAUCCAGUUWUGGACAGGGGAMCCAAACYUUUCAAGAWAACUCUUGGRAGUYCUAUYGAYCUUCAAACUCUCAUGGYCUGSCAUCCUCGGAAACGACAACAAACGAUUACUUCUCGGUUUCCGAGGAUGAUAGCCUGGUUCAGUCCAAUCAAGAACUUUGCAGAAAACUAAAUGUAUUUGCUUUUGAUUUUCAGGCUUCUUCAAAUAGUGAAACGAACUUUCCGCCUAACCCUACUAUGGCUGCCGAUYCAAGAGUCAAGAAAACCGAACCAAAACCCCCUUCAACCCCACAGUCCUCGGAGAACACAAAACACAAUCUUUUCCAAAAUUUAUCAGAUUUGGGAAAACUCGUGAACUCAGAAGAGGAUGCUUCUAUUGCUUUACAAGUAUCAAAUGCAUUAACUCAAGCUUUGUUAAACUAUAGGAUGCAAAACCUUGAAUAGAACUCARCGGUUGUCUAAGUCGUAGAAGAAAUGGGCGAUCCUUGACUACUUUGUCCCUUUGGUCAGUUUAAUCUACGGUUAGGUUUGACCAUGUUAGUUAUUGUUAUGGAGCGCUUACAUGUACRUAGGCAAAUAUG
Molecule: messenger RNA, 2223 nt
Organism: Exaiptasia diaphana
Lineage: Eukaryota; Metazoa; Cnidaria; Anthozoa; Actiniaria; Aiptasiidae
Cellular component (GO): precatalytic spliceosome
Molecular function (GO): single-stranded RNA binding; double-stranded RNA binding; zinc ion binding
Source: RefSeq, a predicted model, not a curated record